Molecule: messenger RNA, 1322 nt
Organism: Benincasa hispida (wax gourd)
Lineage: Eukaryota; Viridiplantae; Streptophyta; Magnoliopsida; Cucurbitales; Cucurbitaceae
Product: gamma-glutamylcyclotransferase 2-1-like
Biological process (GO): glutathione catabolic process
Cellular component (GO): cytoplasm
Molecular function (GO): glutathione specific gamma-glutamylcyclotransferase activity
Source: RefSeq, a predicted model, not a curated record
UCUUCUUCAAGCUUCCAUCCAGCAGAAUCAGAAACAGUUGGCAGAGAGAAACCCCGUAGCUUUUCUUCUCUUCAGCUAAACGCAAAUCCGUUUAGCCUUUUCGUUUCUCUCUUGCUUGCUGCUAUAGCUCUUCGUUUCGUCUCUCUCUCUCUCUUUCUCUCUCAAUCGGAUCACCGCAAUUCUUCCGGGUGUUAGAUUCGUUGGAAUUCUUGAUUUCGAUUCAAUCAUGGUUCUUUGGGUUUUUGGCUAUGGAUCUCUUGUGUGGAAUCCAGGAUUCGACUUCGAUGAGAAAGUGAUAGGUUUCAUUAGAGAUUAUAGGCGUGUAUUCGAUCUUGCUUGUAUUGAUCAUAGAGGUACACCUGAACAUCCUGCUAGAACUCUCACGCUAGAACCCAAACAAGGAUCAAUUUGUUGGGGUGCUGCAUUUUGCAUCCGUGGAUGUCCUGAAAGAGAGAGAGCGGCCAUGGAGUAUCUAGAGAAGAGAGAGUGCGAGUAUGACCAAAAGACUAUUGUAGACUUCUACACGGAUGAAGACUCUUUCGAACCCACAUUGACAGGAGUAGUAGUUUUCACAUCUACAUUUGAUAAAGUGAUAAACAAAUACUAUCUAGGACCUGCUCCCUUGGAGCAAAUGGCUAGCCAAAUUGCAACUGCAUCUGGUCCAUGUGGGAACAAUAGAGACUAUCUAUUCCUGUUAGAGAAAGCCUUGUUCGAAAUCGGCCACGAAGAUGAUAUGGUGAUCGAGCUUGCAAACGAAGUGAGGAAUAUCCUUGGGAAGGUUGGAAAGGGGGUGAUUUUGAAGGAGAAGAAGAAGCCGAUUGGAUCGACGACCCACCUGCCUUUCAUGUCCUUCAUCUCAGGUGUUCAAGUGCAUCCGUUGGCAGAAGCCGCCAUGGCCAUGGAUUCUUAGAAAGUAUGGACUGAUUGUUUUAGUGAAAGGUGAAAGUUAGGCUAACUCAAGAGCUAAGAAGACGAAGCAUUUGGAUUUGAUUGAUUGAUUGUCACUCUUCUUUCUUCUGCACUCUCCCAUUAAAAGCUUCUCUGAUUCAUUUAUGAUUUUUACUUCGCUGUUUCUGAUCUGACCCAUUAGAGUUGUUUCUUCUUCUGCGUUCUUAGAUCUGCAUCAACAUCUAGCUUUUGAGCUUUUCUCACACUUCCCAUGUCCUCCAUUAAUGAGCUUUCUUCGCUGUUGGAAUAUUACUUAGCGCAUUAGGUUUGGAGGUUGUAGUUGGACAAUGAGAUACUGAACAGUGAAUAUACACUGUAUGUUUAUGGAUCUUACUUUAUAACUUGAAUACAAAAUCAAAUUACACUUUGCUUCA